GGAGAUGCAGAGAAGGGCCAUGAGUAUAUGAGCACUCUGGUCAACGCCUUAGUGGACCAUCAGAUAGAAACGGGCGCAAAGACAUUCCCGGCACCGGCAUGUGCUAUCUUUGAGAGAUGUGCACAUGCAUCGGGACUGUCACGUGGUGAGUGCCUGAUAGUGCUACUGAAAGCUAUUGCCAUUGCCUUUCCUGAUUCGUCGCGUCUGCUGUUCAUGGCGCAGUACGCAGUCAACAAACUGUGCCAGCAGAACAUCGACUUACAAGUGAACAAAACAGAGCUGAAAGGGUAUGUGCAGAUGUUUGCCACCAGACUGGAGACCAUGCUUGAGCGCUAUACCGAACUCCGAGACAAAGAGAGCUUAUCCGCAACCAUCAAAAGCUACAAGGCUAUCGUCUUGUUUGGUCGCCGUCUCGAUUUGAAGCUCGCGUUCGGUGUUAACGAAGACGACGACUGUAAUCGAAUGGUGCAGAACCUAAUCCAACGACACUUCGGGCGAUUGUCCAAAGACAUGAAACGCACCUCCAAAGCACCCACCAUCCCAGUCACACACCCCAGCCUCACGGAACACCAGGAAAACGUCUACUCCGUGCUGUAUUG
Molecule: messenger RNA, 599 nt
Organism: Sphaeroforma arctica JP610
Lineage: Eukaryota; Ichthyosporea; Ichthyophonida
Exons: 4
Source: RefSeq, a predicted model, not a curated record